Messenger RNA from Amaranthus tricolor (Joseph's coat), 1681 nucleotides. RefSeq names its product GDP-mannose 3,5-epimerase 2-like. The record is from RefSeq and is a predicted model, not a curated record. Gene Ontology annotation, molecular function: NAD binding; GDP-mannose 3,5-epimerase activity. Bases 126 to 1487 code for a protein of 453 amino acids. Lineage: Eukaryota; Viridiplantae; Streptophyta; Magnoliopsida; Caryophyllales; Amaranthaceae. The transcript is spliced from 8 exons.
AUCAUUUUUAAUUACAAGUGUCCACCGGUGAAACAAAAUCUUUCUCAGAUAACGUGAUCGAAACCGAGGUAGAUAGAAAUGAGUGGCCAUUGCUCCGCAGUUCACACCCCUAUGUAGCCUAUUUAAUGCACUCCUCCCCCCUCUCAUUUUUCCCCAUUAUCUUACUCUCUUGUCUUCUUCUUUACCGUUCUCAAUUCCACAUUAUCAGGGUUCUGUUUGCUUUUUUGGGCACAACUAGGAUGAGGAAGGGGCGGGCUAUAGGAGGGGCAAUGAGAAUGGAACUUAGUAAUUCAAAUUGGUGUAUGUUUCAACUUAGACAAGGCCGAAUUCUCCAUAUUAUGGCUCAAAACAGGAUGGGGAAUAAUGAUGGAUUUGACUAUGGUGCUUACACCUAUGACAAGCUUGAGAGGGAGCCAUACUGGCCAUCGGAAAAAUUGAGGAUAUCAAUCACUGGAGCGGGUGGUUUCAUUGGGUCUCACAUUGCUCGGCGUUUGAAAACUGAAGGGCACUAUGUUAUAGCUUCGGAUUGGAAGAAGAAUGAGCACAUGACUGAGGAUAUGUUUUGUAAUGAAUUCCAUCUUGUUGAUCUUAGGGUGAUGGACAAUUGUUUGACAGUGACUAAAGACGUCGAUCAUGUGUUUAACCUUGCUGCCGAUAUGGGUGGCAUGGGUUUCAUUCAGUCUAAUCACUCUGUUAUUAUGUAUAACAAUACUAUGAUCAGUUUCAAUAUGCUCGAGGCAGCUAGGAUUAACGGUGUCAAAAGGUUCUUCUAUGCCUCGAGUGCGUGCAUUUACCCUGAAUUCAAGCAGCUGGAAACUGCCAAUGUUAGUCUUAAGGAGGCUGAUGCUUGGCCAGCAGAGCCACAAGAUGCUUAUGGCUUGGAAAAGCUAGCUACUGAGGAGCUUUGCAAACAUUAUACCAAAGAUUUUGGAAUUGAAUGCAGAAUUGGAAGGUUCCACAACAUUUAUGGUCCUUUUGGCACCUGGAAAGGUGGUCGGGAGAAGGCUCCGGCCGCCUUCUGCAGGAAGGCGAUCACUUCUACUGAUAAGUUUGAGAUGUGGGGGGAUGGGUUGCAGACUCGAUCUUUCACAUUCAUUGAUGAAUGUGUGGAAGGUGUACUUCGAUUGACAAAGUCAGACUUCCGGGAGCCAGUGAACAUUGGGAGUGAUGAAAUGGUAAGCAUGAACGAAAUGGCCGAGAUUGUUUUAAGCUUCGAGGAUCAUAAUCUUCCGAUCCAUCAUAUUCCCGGUCCAGAGGGAGUUCGUGGCCGUAAUUCAGAUAACACAUUGAUCAAGGAGAAACUUGGCUGGGCUCCAACCAUGAGGUUAAAGGAUGGGCUAAGGAUUACGUACUUCUGGAUCAAAGAGCAGAUCGAAAAAGAGAAGUCUCAAGGCGUGGACCUGUCGAUUUAUGGAUCGUCUAAGGUGGUCACCACCCAAGCUCCGGUUCAGCUUGGUUCUUUACGUGCUGCCGAUGGCAAGGAAUGAUGCAAAUUUUUCUGCAGUUAAGCCAUCAUAUAUUAGGUUUUUUCCCAUUUUUAGUAGUGAUUCAUAUUUUCUUAAGUGUUCUUUAACAGAAUAAGGCCAUGCUCAGGCUAAUUAUUGCAGUAACAUCAUUUAAUAUUUUUUAUCAACACGAGUCAAAUUUGGUAAGACUAAUUUUAUGUACUCACUUAUGUGAA